This is a messenger RNA of Ambispora gerdemannii, 163 nucleotides long. NCBI's taxonomy places the organism in Eukaryota, Fungi, Glomeromycota, Glomeromycetes, Archaeosporales, Ambisporaceae. The record is from the annotation of a GenBank genome assembly.
GCAACUGUAUCUGCAUCUAUUUUUUCUGUUGAGUCCUUGGAAAUAACAAGUGGAUUAGAUAUUCGAUCAGGCUUGGAUUUCUUUGUUUUUGUUCACUUAUUUGGUUAUGCUGAUUCUAUUGCAAAGCAAUGGCUUGAAGAGUCUACUGAUACAUUGUUUAAAG